AUGGAUCCAGACUGGCUGCGCUCUCGCGUGCGCGUUCUCCGACGGAAAGCUGAACGGACGGAGCCACAUCGCCUCGAACUGGUCUUUGGAGGUUUCCGCUUGGAGGAGAAGUCCCUGGAUCUUCUGCUGCAAUGGUUAUUGAUGCCCGACUCCUUAGUCCAGCAAGCGCUGUCCGUCAGAGCCCCACUGUGCUGCUGGGCCGACUUUCGUGGCACGGGGCUGGGUGACGAGGAGCUGGAGAAGUUGUUGAAAUGUCUGCGUUCCUUGGAGCUGAAGGUGGAACGGCUGUAUUUGGCUGCCAACAACAUCACCCAGAGGUCUACCGCAGUCCUCAAAGAUUUUCUUCACAACGCUGAUGGACUACGCACCUUGGAUAUUUCCUCCAAUUCCCUGGAUGAUAGCAGCAGCUUUUCCUUGCUCUCAUCUUUGGAGACUUCGUCACAGUUGGUCACCUUUUUCCUGGCCGACAAUUUGAUCCGCAACCCACCUGCCCUGAUCGAACGCCUGCGACGCCUGAACCGCUGGAAGGUUCUUCUGGACGAAACACUGGAGGACUCCAACGCGAAGACCAAGAAGCCAGCGAUGAGAAUUCAUUUGCCAUUCCUGUGUUUUCAACGACCGGUGAAGUCGGAUUUGCCCAUCACAGCCCCUCGAAGUCAGUCGCCUGCUUCGGCCCUGGAGGCACCAGCGAAUCUAUCCAUAGCCGCAAGUGUGGCUGCCGUGAUGGCGCAAUAUGAAGCUGCGCUAUUGGGAGCUGAUGAUGGCGACACGGCACAAGCGGCACCAUGGAAAUCGCAACGAAAAAGUCAUCGUUUGUGUCGGCUUUAUCUGGUCGACUUGGUGCGAAAACUCGGAAAACCACAGCACAAAGGGACGCGGACAUACUGCUACAACAUUUGUGUGCUCAAUCUGGGAGAUCCAAGCAUGACAGAUGACAGGCUGGCGCACAUGCUGGCGGUGGUGCCACCACGAUGUCUCGUCCUCUUGGAGGACGUGGACUUCGCGGUAUCUCAGCAAACACCGCAUGAUCCUUCUGGCCCUUACGCUGGUGUCACGCGCGUGACCUUCAGCGGCUUGCUGAACGCUCUGGAUGGCGUUAUUGCCACCGAGGAACGCGUGAUUUUCAUGACCACCAACCAUUACCAUGCUCUUCCCCGCGCUCUGGUGCGUCCAGGCCGCGUGGAUCUGUCGGUCUACAUUGGAUUAGCAUCCAGGUCACAGCUCAAGGCCAUGUACCUGCGCUUUUUUCCCGGCGAAGAGGACUUGUCCGAGACCUUUGCCACAGUCUGUGAGGAUGAGGGGCUCAGUAUGGCCGAGCUCCAAGGCUACUUCAUGUUUUUCAAGAACAAACCAGAGGAGGCCGCAGCAAACAUCACAGCGUGGUUGGAAGAGAGGCGCAAGGUGCAUGAGGAGCUGACUGCGAGAGGUAUGGUUCUUCUCUCCGCCUUCCUAGCGUGUCUCCUUCAUUUUGUCCAUGCUGACCAAGUCCCUGAUGGUAGUAGCCUGAUGCAGAUGGCCAAGCAGAGCCCCAGCACCAGCUCCGGGACUGGCAAUGCGACGUGGGACUUUAACCCCGAUGUGCAUUUCUCCAACGUCAGCCAGAAUGGCACUGUACCCGCCGGGUAUCAGAUGGACUGUGCACAUUGCCACAGUGUUUGCUGCAAUGCAGCAUUGUCAAAUUUGGCAACAGCAGCGGACUGCGGAUGCCUCGCUACUUGCGGCCCUUGCAACUUCUGCCAGAAGCCGUGGGUGGUGACACCACUGCACUUUGAGACUCCAGCUAUGGGCAAUUUCAAUGUAUCCAUCCAGGUGCCACCAUUGCCGGGAUUGAAGCAAUACACCAUUGAUGAAGUUCAAGUGACCAUCACAUCGAUGGGAAUCGACACAUCAUCGUGGAAGAUUGACUUGAUUGGCCCUGCCUCGGGCAAUGUUACUCUCAAAGAGUACACAGUGAAUGGAGGUGAUUUGGACUUUACUUUCAGUGAUACUCCUUGUGUUGGAUGCGUCUUGCCUUUUCGGGCGCUUUCAGCAUUCAAGGGAAAGUCAGCUCUAGGAAAUUGGACGCUGGCAAUCAAAGCUUCUAACAGCAGCCGUCAUGGAUUUGUUUCGUGGGUGAGCCUGUCUCUGAAAAUGAAUUGUGUGUAUUGGGACUUUCACCCUGACGUGCAUUUCUCCAAUGUCACCCAGCACACGACGUACGGCAACACACCAGCCAAUGUCACCUUCAACAACACUCCACUUGCCAGAUAUGAGAUGGACUGUGCACAUUGCCAGGAUGCUUGCUGCAAUUCACCAUUGUCAAAUUUGGCAACAGCAGCGGAGUGCGGAUGCCUCGCUACUUGCGGCCCUUGCAACUUCUGUCGAAAGCCGUGGGUGGUGACACCACAGCACUUUGAGAUUCCAGCUAUGGGCAAUUUCAAUGUAUCCAUCCAGGUGCCACCAUUGCCGGGAUUGCAGCAAUACAUCAUCAAUCAAGUUCAAGUGACCAUCACAUCGAUGGGAAUGGACACAUCAUCGUGGAAGAUUGACUUGAUUGGCCCUGGCUUGGGUGAUGUGAUUAUCAAACAAAUUACAGUGAAUGGAGGUGAUUUAGAUGGCACUUUCAGUGAUACUCCUUGUGUUGGAUGCGUCUUGCCUUUUCAGGCACUUUCAGCAUUCGAGGGAAAGUCAGCUCUAGGAAAUUGGACGCUGGCAAUCAAAGCUGCUGAAAGCAGCCGCAUUGGAUUUGUAUCGUGGGUGAGCCUGUCCCUGAGAAUGAAUUGUGUGAAUUGGGACUUUCACCCUGACGUGCAUUUCUCCAAUGUCACCCAGCACACGACGUACGGCAACACACCAGCCAAUGUCACCUUCAACAACACUCCACUUGCCAGAUAUGAGAUGGACUGUGCACAUUGCCAGGAUGCUUGCUGCAAUGCACCAAUGUCAAAGUUGGCAACAGCAGCGGACUGCGGAUGCCUCGCUACUUGCGGCCCUUGCAACUUCUGCCAGAAGCCGUGGGUGGUGACACCACUGCACUUUGAGACUCCAGCUAUGGGCAAUUUCAAUGUAUCCAUCCAGGUGCCACCAUUGCCGGGAUUGAAGCAAUACACCAUUGAUGAAGUUCAAGUGACCAUCACAUCGAUGGGAAUGGACACAUCAUCGUGGAAGAUUGACUUGAUUGGCCCUGGCUUGGGUGAUGUGAUUCUCAAGCAUAUUACGGUGAAUGGAGGUGAUUUAGAUGGCACUUUCAGUGAUACCCCUUGUGUUGGAUGCGUCUUGCCUUUUCAGGCACUUUCAGCAUUCAAGGGAAAGUCAGCUCUGGGAAAUUGGACGCUGGCAAUCAAAGCUACUGAUAGCAGCCGCCAUGGAUUUGUCUCAUGGGUGAGCCUAUCUCUGAGAAUGAAUUGUUGAUCAAUUCUUCAUUGUACUUUAUUUAAUGUCUUUGCUCACACGAUCUCAUCAAAGCUAUGAGUCAAAUUCAAGAAACUGCAACAACUGUCGGAAUCUAUAAAACGGACAAAAUGAAGGUGCA
Cladocopium goreaui is the source of this 3511-nucleotide messenger RNA. The record is from the annotation of a GenBank genome assembly. NCBI's taxonomy places the organism in Eukaryota, Dinophyceae, Suessiales, Symbiodiniaceae.